Molecule: messenger RNA, 493 nt
Organism: Drosophila guanche
Lineage: Eukaryota; Metazoa; Arthropoda; Insecta; Diptera; Drosophilidae
Exons: 2
Coding region: 1-483 (160 amino acids)
Source: RefSeq, a predicted model, not a curated record
AUGGAUGCCUACUUCACCAAGAUGGAUUGCAUAAAUCAUAUGCCGGGACUAAUGCAAAAUGUCAGCUGUCGUCUGGAUCGAAAAUCGCAUGUGACCAGCUCAUUCUCCGUGGAGUUUGCAUUAGCCAACACGGUAAAAGAUGUCAACGGAGCAUAUAUUUUUGGUGUUAAGCGUGGCUCAACGGUUUCCAACUACACCACAAUGGAAAUUAAUUUUUGCGAGGCACUCGAAGCAUUAUAUUCAAACUAUUUGCUCAAAAUGAUUGCCGAUGAACUGCGACGUGUUGCAAAUUUUCCCCUGCAUUGUCCUUUUAAAAAGAAUAUACAAUUCUAUAUCAAGGACUUCACAAUCGAUACAAAGAUUAUACCAAGCUAUGUGCCAGAAAUUAAUUUCGUAUCGGACUGCACUUUGAUUGUCUCCCAAAAGAAGGCGUUUCAAUUAAUACUUUAUGGUCAAGUUUCUCGUCGAAAAGCGGGGCGUUAAAUAUGAACCA